AUGGCGACGACCUCGAACAUGUUUCUUUACUCCCUGACCCUUCAGCCGCCAACCAAUGUCACUUUGGCGGUGUUGGGUCAGUUCUCCGGGACGAAGGAGCAGAACAUCGUCACGGCGUCUGGAUCGCGCUUGACGCUCCUCCGACCCGACCCGUCCCAGGGCAAGGUCAUUACGCUGCUUUCGCACGAUAUUUUUGGCAUCAUUCGGUCCAUGGCCGCCUUCCGGCUGGCAGGAAGCAACAAAGACUAUCUCAUUCUUGCGACUGACUCUGGAAGGAUCACAAUCGUCGAGUACAUCCCCGCGCAGAACCGAUUCCAACGGCUGCAUCUAGAGACCUUUGGAAAGUCUGGAGUACGACGCGUGAUUCCCGGAGAAUACCUCGCUUGCGAUCCCAAGGGCAGAGCUUGCCUCAUCGCCUCGGUCGAAAAGAAUAAACUUGUCUAUGUUCUGAACCGAAACGCUCAAGCCGAACUCACCAUCUCCUCGCCCCUGGAGGCGCAUAAGCCUGGUGUCUUGGUGUUGUCCAUGGUUGCGCUCGAUGUUGGUUACGCGAACCCCGUCUUUGCUGCACUGGAGAUAGAGUACACGGAGGCAGACCAAGAUCCCACGGGAGAGGCCGCUCGCGAAGCCGAGACUCAGCUGGUGUACUAUGAGUUGGACCUGGGACUCAACCAUGUUGUCCGAAAGUGGUCCGAGCCUGUCGACCCAACAGCAUCUCUACUCUUCCAAGUUCCUGGUGGUCAAGAUGGCCCUAGCGGUGUCUUGGUGUGCGGAGAGGAGAACAUCACAUACCGUCAUUCAAACCAAGAAGCCUUCCGCGUACCGAUACCACGGAGACGUGGCGCUACGGAAGAUCCUUUAAGAAAACGCCACAUCGUUUCUGGUGUAAUGCACAAGCUCAAGGGCAGUGCUGGAGCCUUCUUCUUCCUGCUUCAGACGGAAGACGGUGAUUUGUUCAAAGCUGUAAUCGAUAUGGUUGAGGACGCAGACGGCAAUCCUACCGGCGAGGUUAAGAGGCUCAAGAUCAAAUACUUUGAUACUGUGCCGGUGUCGUCUAGUCUGUGUAUUCUCAAGAGCGGUUUCUUGUAUGCGGCUAGUCAGUUUGGCAACCACCAGUUCUACCAGUUUGAGAAGCUUGGAGACGAUGACGAAGAGAGGGAAUUCUCGAGCGACGACUUCCCUGCCGACCCCAAGGCUGGUUACGAUGCAGUGUACUUCUACCCCAGGCCACUUGAAAACCUGGCUCUGGUAGAGAGCAUCGACUCAAUGAAUCCCCUCCUCGACUGCAAGGUCGCAAACCUGACUGGCGAGGAUGCGCCUCAAAUUUACACAGCAUGUGGAAACGGCGCUCGCAGCACAUUCAGGAUGUUGAAACACGGUCUGGAGGUAAAUGAGAUCGUUGCCUCUGAGCUGCCCGGUAUUCCUUCAGCCGUGUGGACACUCAAGCUGAGCCGUGGCGAUCAGUACGAUGCCUAUAUUGUGCUGUCCUUUACGAACGGAACCCUUGUGUUAAGCAUCGGCGAGACCGUCGAGGAGGUUAGCGACUCGGGAUUCCUGACCUCGGUGCCCACGCUGGCAGCGCAACUGCUUGGCGAGGACGGUCUUAUUCAGGUCCACCCCAAGGGUAUCCGUCACAUCCGCCACGGCCAGAUCAACGAGUGGGCAGCCCCUCAGCAUCGAUCCAUCGUUGCUGCCACGACCAACGAACACCAAGUUGCUGUGGCUCUGAGCUCCGGUGAGAUUGUGUACUUUGAGAUGGAUGGCGAUGGAUCUUUGGCAGAAUACGACGAGAAGAAAGAAAUGUUCGGUACCGUCACCUGCCUUAGCAUGGGAGAGGUUCCGGAAGGACGUCUGAGAAGCUCGUUCCUUGCAGUGGGUUGUGACGACAGCACGGUUCGUGUUUUGUCUCUGGAUCCCGAUUCGACCCUUGAGAGCAAAUCGGUGCAAGCCUUGACUGCUCCUCCUUCAUCCCUGGCUAUUAUUGCCAUGGAUGACUCUUCUUCUGGCGGCUCAACCCUGUACCUCCAUAUCGGACUUCACUCUGGUGUCUAUCUGCGGACGGUGCUAGAUGAGGUUACUGGAGAGUUGACAGAUACCCGGCAAAAGUUCCUGGGCCCCAAGCCCGUGCGACUCUUCCAAGUCACCGUUCAAGGUCGAACGUGUGUGAUAGGAUUGAGCUCACGUCCAUGGCUUGGGUACUCCGACCCUAUCACUAGAGGUUUCGUGGUCACUCCCCUCAACUACGUGGACCUGGAAUGGGUAUGGAACUUCAGCAGUGAGCAAUGCGAGGAAGGUGUUGUUGGCAUUCAGGGCCAGUCCUUGAGGAUUUUCGCCAUCGAGAACCUCGGAGACACCAUCACACAAAAGUCGAUACCCCUGACCUAUACUCCAAGGCGUCUUCUAAAGCAUCCCGAUCACCCCAUGUUCUACACUAUUGAGGCGGACAACAACACACUGCCUCCCGAUCUCAGGGCCAAGCUCAUCGCGGAGCCUGGAGUGGUAAACGGCGACGCGACUGUUCUCCCGCCUGAUGAGUUUGGAUAUCCCAAGGGCAAAGGUCGCUGGGCAUCCUGCAUUAGUGUCAUUGAUCCAUUGUCGGAAGAGCAACGAGUAUUGCAGACCGUUGAUCUCGACAACAAUGAAGCAGCGGUCAGCGCAGCCAUUGUCUCUUUUGCCAGCCAGGACAAUGAAAAUUUCCUGAUCGUUGGCACAGGAAAAGACAUGAUUGUCAACCCGCGACAGUUCACGGAAGGAUACAUACACGUAUACCGCUUCGGCGAAGACGGCCAUGAGCUGGAAUUCAUCCACAAAACCAAGGUCGAGGAGCCUCCCACGGCACUACUAGCCUUCCAGGGCAGACUACUCGCUGGUGUCGGCAAGACCCUCAGGAUAUAUGACCUGGGUCUACGACAGAUGCUCAGAAAAUCACAAGCAGAUGUAGCGCCGCAAUUGAUUGUGUCUCUGAGCACGCAAGGCAGCCGCAUCGUCGUAGGCGACGUACAGCACGGUGUCACCUACGUCGUCUACAAGCCCACCACCAACAAGCUCAUCCCAUUCGUCGACGACACAAUCGCGAGAUGGGUCACCUGCACAACCAUGGUAGACUACGAGUCGGUCGCCGGAGGAGACAAGUUCGGCAACAUGUUCCUCGUUCGUUGUCCAGAGAAGGCGAGCCAAGAAGCCGACGAGGAGCAGGCUGGUUUGCACCUGCUGAACACCAGGGACUAUCUCCACGGCACACCUCACCGUCUCAACCUUCUCAGCCACUCUUACACCCAAGACGUGCCCACAAGUAUCACAAAGACCAGUCUCGUCGUUGGUGGCCAGGACGUCCUCCUUUGGAGCGGUAUCAACGGAACCAUUGGCGUCUUCAUUCCCUUCGUCACCCGCGAGGAUGUCGAUUUCUUCCAGAACCUCGAGCAGCAUAUGCGCACCGAAGACGCGCCACUUGCAGGCAGAGACCACCUCAUGUACCGCGGUUACUACGUACCGGUCAAGGGCGUCAUUGAUGGCGACCUCUGCGAGAGAUACACACUCCUGCCUAAUGACAAGAAGCUGAUGAUUGCCGGCGAGCUGGACCGGUCCGUGCGGGAGAUUGAGAGGAAGAUUUCAGACAUUAGAACACGUUCCGCCUUUUGA
Molecule: messenger RNA, 3639 nt
Organism: Colletotrichum siamense
Lineage: Eukaryota; Fungi; Ascomycota; Sordariomycetes; Glomerellales; Glomerellaceae
Gene: msp-5
Product: Pre-mRNA-splicing factor rse1
Exons: 3
Coding region: 1-3639 (1212 amino acids)
Biological process (GO): mRNA splicing, via spliceosome
Cellular component (GO): nucleus; U2 snRNP
Molecular function (GO): protein binding; U2 snRNA binding
Source: RefSeq, a predicted model, not a curated record